ACCGAGCGUGACCCACUCCUACGCUCGUCCUCUGACCGCAUCCGCAACAUCUAUGACAUCGACGACGAAGACUCAGGUUACGCUCGGAGUCCAGUCCGCGCUUGCGUUAACCUCGUCCUGAUCAUAGUGUUCCUACUGGCUUUAUGCUUGAUGUUGUUCCACUACGAUAGGAUUCAGGAUGGAGGGAAGAAUUUGAGCGGUGGGUGGCCUUGGGGUGGACUUCCGAGGGACUCGAGGCAGGCAGCAGAGGUACUGUUGAGUCAGGCGCCUGUGAUCGACGGUCAUAUCGACCUCCCCGACCUCGUCCGCAAUCUCUACCACAACAACAUCUCCUCCUUCGACCUCGAAUCGCCCAUGCCGGGCGAGGUCGAUAUCCCACGACUGAAAAAAGGCCGUGUCGGUAGCUUCUUCUGGAGCGUUUAUGUCGAUUGUCCGGGGAAGACGGAAUGGGAGGAAGGCCCGGAGUUUUUGUGGCCUAGUUGGACUGUUAGGGAUACAUUGGAGCAGAUCGAUGUAGCGAAAUUGUUGAUCGAGAAGUAUGGUGACACCUUCGAGCAAGCUUUCACUGCUGCGAACAUCGAAGACAUAGUCCGUCGGGGCAAGAUCGCUUCCUUGCUCGGCGUCGAAGGUGGCCAUCAAUUAGGCAACUCCCUCGCCGUCCUCCGCCAAUAUUACGCCCUAGGCGUCCGCUACGUGACACUCACUCAUAUGUGCCACAACGCAUUCGCAGAUUCAGGGGGUUUCAUCGACGGCAUCGAACCUGUACAUGGCGGAUUAUCCCCGCUCGGCCACGCCCUAGUCCACGAACUCAACCGCCUCGGAAUGCUCAUCGACAUCUCGCACGUCUCCGACUCCACCGCCCUCCAAACUCUCGACCUCACCCGCGCGCCCGUGAUAUGGAGCCAUAGCAGUGCGAGGGGCGUAUGGGACGUCGCGAGGAACGUUCCUGAUUUUGUGUUGCAGAGGUUGGGAGUGGAUAGGGGGGAGGGCAGGGGAGCGGUGGAUGGGGUUGUUAUGAUUAAUUUUUAUCCGGGCUUCGUCGCGGAAGAGGGCAAGGCGGACGUGAAAGCUGUGGCUGAUCACGUAGAACAUGUCGCUAACGUGACGGGGAGCAGGAAAUAUGUUGGAAUAGGUAGUGACUUUGAUGGAAUCCCGACGGUUCCGAGGGGACUGGAAGACGUAUCGAAAUAUGCCAACCUCGUCGCAGAGCUUCACUCCCGCGGCUGGGAUAAAUUCGACCUCGCAGGAUUCACGGGCGCGAACCUCUUACGCGUCAUGCACGGUGUGGAAGAGGUGGCGAGACAGAUGAGGAUGGAUGGUGUGAGGCCUUCGAUGGAAAUUUAUGAGAAGAGAGAGGAUUUGUGAUUUUUGAUAGAAUUAGUGGGCUGAGGAUGGAGAGGGUUUAUCCUUGCGCGAAUGCCAGUGGGGCGUAUAUGUGUGUCGGUCCGGGAGGGUGAUACUAUGGACGUAUUGAAGUGCGG
Stereum hirsutum FP-91666 SS1 is the source of this 1481-nucleotide messenger RNA. RefSeq lists its product as uncharacterized. Gene Ontology annotation, biological process: proteolysis. The record is from RefSeq and is a predicted model, not a curated record. Lineage: Eukaryota; Fungi; Basidiomycota; Agaricomycetes; Russulales; Stereaceae. Bases 151 to 1365 code for a protein of 404 amino acids. The transcript has 10 exons. Gene Ontology annotation, molecular function: metallodipeptidase activity.